AUGGCCACAUUCCUUGUAGACAAUGACUUACAUGAUUUGGGUUUCUUGGGACCCAGGUUCACGUGGUCGAAUAAUAAAUCUGGUAAUAGCAAAAUUUUGGUUAGAUUGGAUAGAGAAUUGAUGAAUUCGGAAGGUCUCAGGAUGGCCCCCUUGGCCACGAUGAAACAUCUUCUUCGGCUUGCUUCGGACCACUGUCCGUUAUUGUUGAAUAUUGCGGCUACCAUUCCGAGACCUGGAAGUAGAUGGUUUCUAUUUGAGGAUAUCUGGAUGACUUAUCCAGCUAUAUGGAAGCUUGUAUGGAAGAUUUGUUACAAAAAUGAUUAUGGGCAGCCGGCUGAGGUGUUAAACCGCAAGUGCUCUAGGACUCUUAGAGCUUUGUUCUUUUGGAGGUGA
Messenger RNA from Dendrobium catenatum, 393 nucleotides. RefSeq lists its product as uncharacterized. NCBI's taxonomy places the organism in Eukaryota, Viridiplantae, Streptophyta, Magnoliopsida, Asparagales, Orchidaceae. The record is from RefSeq and is a predicted model, not a curated record. The transcript has a single exon. The coding region runs from base 1 to 393 and encodes 130 amino acids.